Ahaetulla prasina is the source of this 3767-nucleotide messenger RNA. Its product is annotated as probable E3 ubiquitin-protein ligase HERC6. The transcript has 23 exons. Bases 180 to 3269 code for a protein of 1029 amino acids. The record is from RefSeq and is a predicted model, not a curated record. Gene Ontology annotation, molecular function: ubiquitin-protein transferase activity. NCBI's taxonomy places the organism in Eukaryota, Metazoa, Chordata, Lepidosauria, Squamata, Colubridae.
GGCCUAGAAAAACUGGGCGGGGCUGGUCAAGGAAGGCAGCAAGGUUUUUUGAGGUGUUUUUUUUUUUACACCCAUCUAUAAAAGCUGAGCCGCCUCAAGGUGAUAGAUACCCAGUGGAGUUGGAAGGCUACGCGCUGGGAGGAAUUUCGGGGUGAAAGAGCCGGAGACCAAGGAUCGCCAUGCUCUUCGGUUGGGGGGACGGCUCCUACGGGCAGCUGGGCUCGGGCGAGGAAGGGGCUUCCCAGCCGGUUCCUCUCCGUCGCGAUGCGCCAGCGGUUGGUGGGCAAGAAGUGGUCCUAGUGGCCUGCGGGGAGCGGCACACGCUGCUCCUCUUCGCCGACGGGAGCCUGGCUUCUUGCGGAGACAACGGCCAGGGACAGCUGGGGAGGAAGCUCCCCGCGGGACUGCAGCGAUGCUACCUGCCAGAACCAAUCCAACCCUUGGAAGCCCAGACUAUCAUCUACAUAAGCUGUGGAAAGGAGCAUUCAUUGGCCAUCAGCAGCCAAGGGAAGGUAUUUUCGUGGGGAGCUGGCGGUUUUGGACAGCUUGGCACUGGAAUACUAAAGGAUUCUUCGACUCCAGCGAUAAUAGCUUCUUUAUCUAUGUACAAUGUUAUACAAGUUGCUUGUGGACACCAUCACUCCAUAGCACUUACCAAAGAUGGCCGAGUUUUUUCCUGGGGACAGAAUAGCCAUGGUCAGCUGGGUCUUGGUAAAGAAGUUUCAUCCCAGGCUACUCCAUGUAACAUUUCCUCUCUUGCUGGCAUCCCCUUGGCUCAGGUGGCUGCUGGUGGGGCACACAGCUUUGUCUUGUCUCAUUCUGGAGUAGUCUAUGGCUGGGGAAGGAACAAUGCGCAUCAGUUGGGUUUAAACCAGAAAACUUCAAAAGAACAGAUCUUCAAACCUUAUUCAGUAGGUGCCCUGAGAAACCUUGAAGUGACUUAUGUUAGCUGCGGAGAUGAACAUACAGCUGUUCUCACCAAGAAUGGCAGUGUUUUCACCUUUGGAGAUGAUAGUGCUGGACAACUAGGACACAACUCUUCAAAAACUGGUCCUCAGAAAAUCGAUGAGAUUGAUGGUCCAGUUUCCCAUAUUUCCUGUGGAAGUUAUCAUACUCUUUGUGUCUCUGAGUCCCGGCAGUUGUGGUCUUUUGGACGUGGUCUCCCACAGCACACGGAAAGUUUGGCAUCGGAUAGCAGACAGGAAGAAAGAAAGUGUAUUGACCUCAAUGCUCUUCUGGCCCCUAAUGAAUUGUUGAGAGUCAAAGUUUUUGCUGGAGCAUAUGUCAACUUUGUCAAUAUAUUUCAGGCUUCUGCGUGUGCUAAUGCAGCUACCUCUUUGGAAGUCUUGCCUAGGAUCAGCCAGCUGGAUAGAGGACUGAUUGAGAAAUGGAAGUCAGCAGAAAUAGGAAGUGAAGCACAGCAGAAUGCUAAAAGGGAGAUAGAAGAAAUUUUUUCCUCACCAUCUUGCUUAACAGCAAGCUUUUUACAAACCAGAUCUGCUGUGUCAAUGGACUGUUAUAUCCCAGUGGAUCUGCAAGAAGCAAGAGAAGUUUUGAAGGAACUUAAUGGGAAAGAUUGGAUUGCUGAGGAGAUCUAUUUUUCUCUAUCGGACCACCUAUUUCCUGCUCUUCCACGGAGUUCUCGUCACCAAGAAGCUUUUUUUAUUUUUCUUCUGGUGCCCGAGUGCUGUUUUGCUCUUGGAGCACGCAGGAUACUGUCAGUAGCUUUACAGUUUGCUGAAGUUGUCACAGAUCUGAGCAAGGACUCUUCCAACAUUCUAGAAAAUUAUUGGUCCUUGUUGCCAGGUCCAUUUUUAGAGCAAAUAGUUCAAAUUUUGAAGAUGUAUGUGUCAUCCAUGUUGCCUUUUUAUAUCCGUUUUGCCAAAGACACAACAUGGUAUGAUACCCUUGGAGUGCUUAAAAUGCUGUAUAAGGUCAACAUGAAGGCUAAAUGCCGACUGCAAACAAGUACCUUCUGCGUAGAUGAAAUUCCUCAAAAAAUUAACAUAGAAGAAGAUUUUUGGAGAUGGAAGCUGUGUGAUAAUAUCCCAGGAUACAGCUUAAUCUCUUUCUGCUAUUUUCCUUUCGUCUACAAUGUAUCAGUCAAGAGGGGAAUACUUUAUUACGGGUCCUUUGCUGUACAAGAGGAUUUAAAAUGGAAAGCUCGCCUUGAAUGGGACAUCCAUCGGAGGCUGAGAAAUAGUGACCCUCCAGAAUACCCUUUCUUUUCUCUGAAAGUGCGACGCCACUUUCUUGUUGAAGACACCUGGCACAAGCUCAGUAUAAUAGAGGACACCUACCUGAAAAAGCAACUGCUGGUUCAAUUUGAAAAUGAAACGUCUUAUUAUGGAGAUAAAGGUUUCGUGGUAGAAUUCUUUUCAGAGGUGUUUGAGAAGGUGGUACAGCCAGAAUAUGGGAUGUUUAUGUAUCCUGAACCCACUUCCCCAAUGUGGUUCCCUCCCAAGCCUUCUAUGGAGAAGAAUAAAUAUUUCCUUUUUGGUAUUCUCUGUGGACUCUCAAUAGCCAACCAAGUCACUGCCUACAUACCCUUCCCGCUUGCUGUCUUUAAAAAGCUGCUUAACAAAAAGCCAACUCUCAGUGAUGUGAAAGAGCUAAGCCCGGUCCUAGGAAGAAGUUUGCAGACAGUUCUGGAGUAUGAAUCAGAUGAUCUUGAAGACCGGUUUCAGCUAUGCUACUCCGUUUCCUGGGACAGCAUGGAUGUAGACUUGAUUGAAAAUGGCAUUUUGACAGCUGUAAACAAUGCCAAUAAGAAAGACUUUGUUGACAAAUACGUGGAUUACAUAUUCAACAAAUCAGUGGAUGAUGUUUUCAGUGAGUUCAGGAGAGGAUUUUACAAAGUCCUGGAUGAAAAGCUAGUUGGCAUCUUUGAGCCUGAACAACUGAUGGAAGUGGUAAUUGGAAAUGCCAAUUAUGAUUGGGAUUUGUACGAAAGGAAUGCUGAGUAUUGUGGUAUAUACAGCUCGACGCACCCAACCAUAAAGAUGUUUUGGGAAGUCUUUCAUGAGCUGAGUUUGGAGGAUAAAAAACGUUUUCUGGUGUUUUUGGCAGGAAAUGACAGGAUCCCUGUGACAGGAAUGAAACCUUGGAAGAUUUCUCCACAUAUCUUGCCCUCAGAGGAUCUUAUGCCUGAGGCUGACACCUGUUUUCAUCUUUUAUUGCUGCCAAUUUAUUCAACAAAACAAAAACUGGAGGAGAAGCUUCUUCAAGCGAUCAGCAACAAUCGUGGCUUUGGCAGACCUGUGGCCUGAGGCUGAAGCAGGAACUUGAAGAUGCCACCUUGGAAGCUGUAGUCGUCUUUUGACCUCAGAUGGGAGGAGAGAUUGUCACAAGGGAUUUUAGUUAGAUGACUGUUCAGUGAUUUUCUUGCUUUGUUUAGUAAUAAAGUGAUCGUGCACAGUCAAAAUAUAUAGCAUUUUGAAAAUAUGCUGGUUUGUUUACCAUGUAGUUAAAUUGGGCUAAUAUGUUCCUUCUAAUUAUGUAAAAACAAAAAGUUGAGGUUGUAGUUGUUAUCUUUAUGCUACUGCACCAAAGAGCCAAUACUUUUAUGUUUCUUUUCCCCUACCCUUUUCCUCCCCCCCCUACCCCUACCCCCACCCCCAUUUUCCCAUUAUUUUCAUUUUUCUUUGUAUUUCUGAAUUUUAUAGUUUGAUAAAGUAAUAAAAAAAUUUAACCCCAAAGAAAGAAGCCUUACCUCAGGUUGUUGUUGCUAAAUGCAAAGUGUGUGUGUGUGUGAGAGAGAGAGACCU